Molecule: messenger RNA, 291 nt
Organism: Phialemonium atrogriseum
Lineage: Eukaryota; Fungi; Ascomycota; Sordariomycetes; Cephalothecales; Cephalothecaceae
Product: ribosomal protein L30, ferredoxin-like fold domain-containing protein
Exons: 1
Coding region: 1-291 (96 amino acids)
Biological process (GO): translation
Cellular component (GO): large ribosomal subunit; mitochondrion
Molecular function (GO): structural constituent of ribosome
Source: RefSeq, a predicted model, not a curated record
AUGUCAUUCUUCCGCAUAACCCUCCACCGGAGCGCCAUCGGCCUCCCCGAGCGGACGCGCGGCGUCCUGGCGGCGCUGGGCCUCCGCCGGCGGUCGCAGACCGUCUUCCACCCGGUGCACCCGCAGUUCGCCGGCAUGAUCAUGAAGGUCAAGGAGCUCGUUCGGGUUGAGGAGGUGGACCGCGCGCUGAGCAAGUCGGAACUCAAGGACGAGCGGAGGCCCGAGCCGGGAUUCUACAUUGAGAGGGCGGCGAGGAGGGUGGGAGAUGGGUCCGGGGAGACACGGAUAUGA